Malus domestica (apple) is the source of this 1219-nucleotide messenger RNA. The record is from RefSeq and is a predicted model, not a curated record. Lineage: Eukaryota; Viridiplantae; Streptophyta; Magnoliopsida; Rosales; Rosaceae.
UUAAAGACAACUUCUUUUAAUUUUUAUUCUCAGAUGCUAGAAUAAAAGUUAUGGAACCCCGAACCAUUUUGCCAGAAAGUGUACCCAAAAUUCACUUAAAAUAUUUGCGACCUCCACACACUCUCUACCGAAAAAAAAAAAACUUUUUGAUUCCCUUAACCAUCGUUCUUCUCAAAUAUUCCGAUUAUAUCCCCAUGGCUUCUCCCAGAAAGAGCCCGUUAUCGGAACCCGGAGAUCGCCAGUCCGCUGCGGCAAUCGUAGUCCAACCGUCGUCCCCGCGCUACCCUCCCAGCGGGACUCCCACCUCCGGAGCCCAGCGCCGAAUCGGGAUCGCCGUCGAUCUCAGCGACGAGAGCGCCUUCGCCGUUAAAUGGGCCGUCCAGAACUACCUCCGCCCCGGAGACGCCGUCAUCCUCCUCCACGUCCGUCCCACCAGCGUCCUCUACGGCGCCGACUGGGGCGCCACCGACGUCUCCAUCCCCGAGGACCAGGAGUCCCAGCAGAAGCUCGAGGACGAUUUCGACAAUUUCACCGUCACCAAGGCCAACGACCUCGCCAAGCCGCUCGAGGAGGCCAAGAUGCCGUACAAGAUCCACAUAGUCAAGGACCAUGACAUGAAGGAGCGGUUGUGUUUGGAGGUCGAGAGGCUCGGCCUCAGCGCCGUCGUGAUGGGCAGCCGGGGAUUCGGGGCUUCUAAGCGGACCUCCAAGGCCAGGCUCGGCAGUGUCAGUGACUACUGCGUGCAACACUGCGUUUGCCCUGUCAUCGUCGUGAGGUUCUCCGAUGACAAGGAUGAUGAAAUCGACGCCGUAAAGCAAGGUAAUUUUGACUGCCCCGUCGUGCCUGAGGAGGAGCCGGAGUUUCAUGAUGCUUUGGAUAAAGAAUCUGUGUUUGGAGAUGAUUAAAGGUUUGUCCUUGGGAUUAGCUUGGGAUCAAUGUCUGAUUAGUAGAUGCCGAUAAGGCGCGCUGAACAACAGAUGGAGAUGCUGGAUGAGCUUUCAGAUGAUGUUGAUCAAAUACUCCUGGUUCAUAUGUAAUCACAUUGUAUGGAAAAAGUGUGGCGGUACUACUGAGUCUCUGUUUUUGCUUUCUUUUAUUCCGGUAUGGCGGGUACUGAAUCUACUGAUCGUUGUUUUAACCACCUUUUUACUGCUUUCGCAUGGUUUAUGAAGCUCCGGGGUGAUGAAUAAUGGAUGAGUGUCCUUUCUUCUUCCUUUCA